AGUUCGAUACUGUUGGCAUAACCUGACUUUUAGUUUAUCAGUCGGCAAAAUUUAGAUCAUUUUACGUUAAAAAAAAAAUUAAUUAAAGAAAAAUGUUUGUCAACCGAUUCGUAAAGUAUUUGGCAACCGAAAAGGGUCGCACCUUAACGCUGAACACCGUAGUCGCUGCGGGAGUGACAACGUUUUGCGUAAACUACGUACCGAACACAAUACUGGUGGACAAAUUCAAGAGCUUACUGAUGGCAUACAAGCAAGGAGAUGAGCGAGAGGUUCCGGAACAAUUGCAACGCAGAUUCGGAUAUGCAAUGGAUCUGUGUAAAUGUACCGAUUACGAGAAGAACUUCUUGGAGUCGUUCAUGACAUUCGGCUUUGAUACGAUGGAAAUUGGCUCAACAAAAUCACGAUUCGGAGCCCACAUUGGUAUCCCAACGAACUAUCUCUACGACAAAAUUGGUGACAUUGAGCGACCUGAUAUAAGAGUGCGAGACAAGGAAAUUAAGUGGAGUUCAGAGGACGGAAUCACUCUACAAAAUUCGUUAGUACUGACUGAAACAGAACAAGUAUUUGGACUCGCAAGAUCUAUACUGAUGGUCAAAUCGCAUAAACUGCUCCUGGAAUCGUUCUAUCCGCCAGUGUGUAUAAUGGGAAUUUAUGGUGUUGGCCACUACAUUAAUCAAAAGAUGAGACUUCACGGUAGACCUUUGGGUAUGCGACUGUGUCUGUACACAAUAUUGAGUUUGUUUGGCUACGGACUUUACUCUUUCAUGAAGGAUUUCACGCAGGUUUAUUAUGAAACCAGUGCGGAUAAGAAACUGGCUGCAAUAGCACCGGAAUUCAUCGACGCUGGAAUCACAUUCUACGAUAAAUUGUUGAAAAAGAAUGUGGCGCUUCGUAAUCUGAUCGGAGAAAAUAUUUACUCGGCCUCGGGCAACGAAAACUUUUUCCUGCGACAGAAAAGCCUUCCGCUGACGAUUAGAAAGUCAUUUUUUGAAUUGAAAAAGAAAGAAUUAGAGGAAGCGGCUAGUGCCACACCUGCCACACCGACAACGUCUGCGUCGUAAGGAUGUUGAACGUUUUACGAAUGAAUCAAAGUGGAAAUUAUGCUAUGUUAGAAGCACCAUGCUAGCAAAUAAAUGUUUGUUUUACACGCUCGAA
This is a messenger RNA of Bradysia coprophila, 1155 nucleotides long. Its product is annotated as transmembrane protein 177. NCBI's taxonomy places the organism in Eukaryota, Metazoa, Arthropoda, Insecta, Diptera, Sciaridae. Gene Ontology annotation, cellular component: membrane. The record is from RefSeq and is a predicted model, not a curated record.